GAGAAGUUAAUCCUUCAAACUAGUAAAAGUGGUCACAUUUAUGUGGGGGAGGGAAGGAAGAUACAGUCUUCUCUUUACAGGAAAAAAUCCAACUCCUUUGUAGGAACCCAAAUGCCAGACUGCAUUGUGCCAUGCUGGGGUUGACAUUUGUGUCACAUGUCAAAUCCUGCURUUUUUCCCUAACAAAUAGAGAACAGCUAGGAAUCAUGAGUAUUAAUGUAUUAGACCAGAUUCUUCUUUAUUCAAGUUUUAUAAUUUGAUUUUUAUGCUAUCUUUACAACAGGAGGCAACCAUCAUAUUUUGCAUUAUAUUUGCCUACAYAUUUUAACUUGAUUUCAGUACAAACAUAUUUUACAAACAAGUAUGUUUGCAAAAGACAUAGUAAACAUAGAAUAGAAUGACUGACGUUUGAAAACAGAAAUGGUCACUAAGCAUUUGUGGCUUAUCCAGGCCAUACAAAAUUUAAACAGAAAAAAUAUGAUAGAAAAGAUUGGUUCUAAAAUACAGACCYGCAGCAAUUAUUGCAGAGAAAUAUAUGUGUGUGAAAAGACCUGAAAUUCCCUUCUCUUGUUACCUAUCUGCUAGUUAUCCUUACUUUUUUGAGUUUGAAGAAUGUAUGAAGUAUUUUUCUUACCUGCCCUUGCAAGUAUUAGUAACAAGUUAGAAAUGGAGCAUUCAGGUCAUCAGUGAUCAGACCACACUGCUGCUGGUGUGAAGUUUAGCCCUGCAAACUUAUGUGAAUAUCARUAUCUUGGCUCCAGUAAUGCAACAAGAAUGAUUUUUAGAGGGAUGCACUGAUUGAGGAGAGUGAGUGUCCUAUUUGGGUGCUCUUCAAGACAAUGUCUAUUAAUUUUCUGACUAAGGGAUGGUUGACUUCAAAACUUCAGACUGAAUUAAAUUUAAAAUGUGGAUCCUGACACUCAGCAGGACUACAUGACCAUUCAAAAGAAAUCAGGAGAAUUUUAAAGCCUUUUCCUAAAGGUAAUGCAUUGCUAGCUCUAAAAUACAUUGUAAUAAAUUAAGCUAUGAAGAAAUGAAUGCAGAUAAAGUGUACUAAUUAUUUUCCAGUAACAAUUCAGUUUUUGUAAAGUGCAAAGAGCUCUUUCAGUUACAAGUACCUAUGUGAAGUAGCUGCCAGGAUGCAGCUAUCAGAAUUUGACUGCCUUAGAUUGCAUGUAACAGCUUAAUUUCUUCCUGGGAUGGGAAUGAAUGCUCAAGUCUGCAGUAAAUAAUUAUGGACAAUACUCAGCCUACCAUUGCAAGGCACUGAGAGAAGMAGUUGUUCACUGAAUAAGAAUGUAGAGACUGCAAAAAUGCCAUUUCYUAUUAUAAGAAAAUUUAACUUUAACUAAUUUAAUAACAUAAUGCAGUGGGUAUUGCAGUAUUUUAAUUUUCACAUCAGUGUCCCCAUAUGGUAACUGAUACAUGAAGUGGUGCAUUGAGCCUGAAAUUCAGUCAGAUCCCUGUGACUGAAUCUGAACAUGUAAAGGAUCAUGGCUGAAACUGCAGUUUGCCUGGGAACAUUCACUGCUGUGAAGACACUCUGGGAAGUGAGAAUACACAAGAUAAAUGAAGAAUUACAGAAAGAAAAGGAAUUCAGGCAGAGGUCUGCAGGAAGGCUACUGCUUGUCUGGGAGGAGAGAGCUGCUUUAGCAAAGCUCAAAGAAAAAGUUAUUAAUGAAGGUGGAAGAGCAAUUUUAAGGAUAGAGGAAGAAGAAUGGAAGACAUUACCUUCAUGCUUAUUGAAAYUAAUCCAUCUCCAGGAAUGGCAGCUUCACAGAACUAGUUUGCAGAAAAUUCCUCAGUUUAUUGGAAGAUUUCAGAGUCUUGUUGUUCUGGAUCUAUCUCGGAACUCAAUUGAAAGUGUGCCUAAAGAAAUUGGCCAACUGACCAACCUCCAAGAGCUGCUUCUCAGUUACAACAGAAUAAAGUCUGUUCCUAAGGAAAUAAGUAACUGCAUCAGUCUGGAAAGACUGGAACUGGCUGUCAACAGGAGUAUCAGCGAUCUUCCUCCUCAGCUCAGUGAUUUAAAGAAGCUUUCGCACAUAGAUUUGUGCAUGAAUCAGUUUACUACCAUCCCUUCAGCUCUUCUCAACAUGCCAAAUCUAGAAUGGUUAGAUAUGGGGGGAAAUAAACUGCAGGAGCUUCCUGAUGCCAUUGACAGAAUGGAAAACCUUCACACUUUAUGGCUCCAAAGGAAUGAAAUAAACUCUUUGCCAGAAACCAUUGGUAAUAUGAAAAAUCUUAGUACUCUUGUUCUUAGCAACAACAAACUUAAGGAUAUUCCAGCUUGUAUGAAGGACAUGACAAAUCUGAGAUUUGUCAACUUCAGAGAUAACCCACURGAGCUAGAGGUAACACUCCCUCCGUGUGAGAACACAGAUGAGGAGGAGCAACAGGAAAUGUUUGGCAUUGACUUCAUGCACAUGUAUAUCCAGGAGUCACUCAAGAAAACAGGAAAUCUGGAAAGUUGCACUUCUGGUCCUCCUCCUGUCACAAAUCCUAAUGAAUAAAGAACGUAACUGUGAAUGGAAGAAAGUAUCAGGUU
This is a messenger RNA of Malurus melanocephalus (red-backed fairy wren), 2548 nucleotides long. RefSeq names its product leucine rich repeat containing 39 (gene LRRC39). Lineage: Eukaryota; Metazoa; Chordata; Aves; Passeriformes; Maluridae. Gene Ontology annotation, molecular function: protein binding. The coding region runs from base 1494 to 2513 and encodes 339 amino acids. The transcript has 8 exons. The record is from RefSeq and is a predicted model, not a curated record.